This is a messenger RNA of Caretta caretta (loggerhead turtle), 9490 nucleotides long. Lineage: Eukaryota; Metazoa; Chordata; Testudines; Cheloniidae. The record is from RefSeq and is a predicted model, not a curated record.
UCCCACCAGAAGAGCCAAGUGCAAGAGAAUCUCCUGUUAUCAUAAGAGAAACUCUCGCUCCCUCCAGCAUCCAGCCACCUGCAAGGUAGAUGCAUAACUUUGUAUAAUACUAAGGCAGGAAAGAACAACCAUCUGAAACGCUGAGGAAAAUACCUUAGUUGCAAAAAAGUUAAGAGUUAGAAUACAGCACCUUCAAUGCAAAUGUGACCCUCAUGCGACGCAUCCACACCAGGAACUCAAAGUGCUGUAUAUUAAGUAAACUUCACACUGCCCUGUGCUGUAGCCCCCUGUGUUGUUGGUGAGCGAGCAUUUAAGAUGUCACUGAGCAGUGAAAGAAGAGUAAAUACCUCGACGCUGAAGAAAAUUGCUGCAGACAUGAGCAAUUUAAUAGAGAACCUGGACACCAGGGAGCUUCACUUUGAGGGGGAAGAGGUGGAUGCUGACAUGUUAAAUGAUCCAAAAACAACCGUGGGCAUCCCAUUCUCUGCAAUUUAUAACACUCAAGGGUUCAAAGAGCCUCAUAUACAGACAUAUCUAACCGGAUGUCCAAUUAAAGUCCGAGUUCUGGAAGUAGAACGCUUUACCUCAACAAAAAAGGUACCAAGUCCAAAUGUUUACACUAUUGAAUUCACACAUGGGGACUUUACAUGGCAAGUGAAAAGGAAAUUCAAGAACUUUCAAGAAUUUCACAGGGAACUGCUGAGAUACAAAGCCUUCAUACGAAUUCCUAUCCCUACAAGGAGUCACACAGUUAGAAGACAAAGUGUCAAAAGGGGAGAAGCGAGGCAGAUGCCAAGUCUGCCACGCACGUCUGAGAACAUGGUCCGAGAAGAACAUUUUUCUAGUAGAAGAAAACAAUUGGAAGACUACUUGACAAAGAUCUUAAAAAUGCCCAUGUACAGGACCUACCAUGGAACGAUGGAAUUCAUUGGUGUAAGUCAGCUGUCAUUUAUCCGUGAUCUAGGACCAAAGGGCAUAGAAGGUAUGAUCAUGAAAAGAUCUGGGGGCCACAGAAUACCUGGUCUGAACUGCUGUGGGCAAGGAAGUGUCUGCUAUCGAUGGUCCAAAAGGUGGUUAGUAGUGAAAGACUCUUUCCUAAUGUACAUGAAGAUGGAUAGCGGAGCCAUUUCCUUUGUCCUGCUGGUAGAUAAAGAAUUCAGCAUUAAGAUUGGCAAAAAAGAGACUGAAACAGAAUAUGGGUUGCGGAUUGACAAUCUCUCCAGGUCAUUGAUUUUGAAGUGUAACAGCUACAGACAUGCCCGGUGGUGGGGACAGGGAAUAGAAGAGUUCAUUCACAAAAAUGGCAAAAACUUUCUAACACAUCACAGAUUUGGGUCAUAUGCAGCUAUACAGCAGAAUACGUUGGCAAAGUGGUAUGUAAAUGCAAAAGGGUAUUUUGAAGAUGUAGCAGAUGCCAUGGAGGCAGCGAAAGAAGAAAUUUUCAUCACAGAUUGGUGGCUGAGCCCAGAAAUCUUUAUGAAGCGACCUGUGGUAGAAGGAAAUCGCUGGAGACUAGACUGCAUUCUAAAGAGGAAAGCGCAACAAGGAGUGAGAAUUUUUGUAAUGCUCUACAAAGAGGUGGAGCUUGCUCUAGGAAUCAACAGUGAAUACAGCAAGCGGACCCUAAUGCGCCUACAUCCGAACAUCAAGGUGAUGAGGCAUCCAGAUCACGUGUCAUCCUCAGUGUACCUUUGGGCCCAUCAUGAGAAGCUCAUUGUCAUUGACCAGUCUGUAGCAUUUGUUGGUGGUAUCGACUUGGCCUAUGGGAGGUGGGAUGAUGAUGAACACAGGCUGACCGACGUUGGCAGUGUGAAACGAAUUGCAGGAACAAAGUCCACAUCGACAGUGAAUCUCAUACCUACAGCUGAGUCCACUGAAACUUUAGCCCUGAAAACUCAGCCCCUGGGGAACCUGCUACAGCACAGAAAUAGCGAUGACAUACUCGAUUCUUCACGAAUGAAAGGAAUAGGAAAACCCAAAAAAUUUUCCAGGUUCAGCAUUUAUAAGCAUCUCCAGAAGCACGGCCUACACCAUGCUGAUAGUGUGAGCAGUAUAGACAGUGAGUCGGGUUAUUGUAAUCCUAGUAGAAGUCAGCAGAAUCUAAUCCAGAGUUUAAAACCCCACCUGAAAAUGUUUCAUCAUCCCACUGAGUCCAAACAAGGGCUCACUGAGUGUGAGGACGAUAAAGGAUCAAUCCGCAGCUUGAAGACAGGUGUUGGAGAACUUCUUGGGGAGACCAGGUUCUGGCAUGGAAAGGACUAUUGCAAUUUCGUCUUUAAAGACUGGGUUCAACUCGACAAACCCUUUGCUGAUUUCAUUGACAGAUACACCACACCCAGAAUGCCAUGGCAUGAUAUUUCAUCUGUUGUGCAUGGCAAAGCUGCACGGGAUGUUGCUCGACACUUUAUUCAGCGCUGGAACUUCACAAAGAUCAUGAAGCCCAAAUACAGAUCCCUGUCCUACCCAUUCCUGUUGCCAAAAUCUCAGCGAACCGCCAGUGAGAUGAAGUAUCAAGUGCCCGAGUCUGUAUGUGCCAAUGUACAGGUGCUCCGUUCUGCUGCAGAUUGGUCAGCUGGUAUCAAGUAUCAUGAAGAAUCCAUCCACAAUGCUUAUGUUAGCGUGAUAGAAAACAGCAAACACUACAUCUAUAUCGAAAACCAAUUUUUUAUUAGCUGUGCUGAUGACAAAGUCGUUUCUAACAAGAUUGGAGAUACCAUCGCUCGGAGAAUUCUUAAAGCACACAGGGAAAAAAACCGAUACCGAGUGUAUGUGGUGAUCCCGCUGUUGCCUGGAUUUGAAGGAGAUAUUUCAACCGGAGGUGGGAAUGCACUGCAGGCCAUAAUGCACUUCAACUACAGGACCAUGUGCAGAGGAGAUAAUUCUAUCCUGGCACAAUUGAAAGCAGAGAUUGGAGAUCAGUGGAUAAACUACAUAUCGUUCUGUGGGCUUCGAACAUAUGCUGAGCUGGAUGGAAAUCUCGUCACUGAACUCAUCUACGUUCACAGCAAAUUGCUUAUAGCUGAUGACAACACUGUCAUAAUUGGCUCUGCUAACAUCAACGACCGCAGCAUGCUGGGAAAACGUGACAGUGAAAUGGCUAUCAUUGUACAAGACACCGAAACGGUCCCCUCAGUGAUGGAUGGAAAGGACUACAAAGCUGGACGAUUUGCUCAGUCACUCCGCCUCCGGUGUUUUAGGGUUGUUCUUGGUUGUUCAACAGACCUCAAUGCUGAUCUCCAGGAUCCAGUCUCUGACAGAUUCUUCAAGGAGGUGUGGGUUUCAACAGCUGCCCGCAAUGCCACUAUUUUUGACAAGGUGUUUCGAUGCCUUCCCAGUGAUGAGGUGACUAAUUUAGCCCAGCUGCGUGACUUCAUCGCCAAGUCAAAAUUGGUAACCCAAGAUGCUGCAAAAGCAGCAGAAGAAUUAAAGAAGAUUCAUGGAUUUCUAGUGCAAUUCCCCUUUCGUUUCCUGGAUGAAGAAAACUUGCUGCCUUCUGUUGGAACAAAAGAAUCCAUGGUUCCCAUGGAAGUUUGGACUUAGGGUGAUAUAGACGGCUUUAGAAUUUAAAGUCUGGCUCCUUGGAGACAAGUUUGCAUUCCUGAUGAUUUCAGGAAGCUUUGUAUUGCCAAGGUAGCCACCGAAAGGUCUCCAUCAAACUAAUGUGCCUUUCUUAAGGAUUUUGGUGGAACAGCUUCAGACAAAAUGACUGUUAUGGGGAGGGAAAGAAAAUUUGGCACUUAUGAUGAGUGACAAGCUAUAUUAAUUGAAAGGACAGUACUUCUUUACAGACAUAUUCUAAGCACCUUAAAGAUGCAGGCCACCCCUAUGAAGGGAGAGAAAUCAUAAUGUAUAUUACUACUACCAGCAUGAUCACACGUGUAUAGUGAUUGUGAUACCCAGGGGUUGUAGGCUGUUUGUGCUUUCUAAAUCUUUGUGUGCUCACAGUUAUUACCUAGCUGGAGUUACCCUCUUCAUCAUCUCUAUUUUGUAUUCCCUCAAGUAUUCUCCCACUGCUUACCCCUCCAUAAUGGUUGGGAAAUGUUGCCUGAGGCCAACUCAGAUGUUCCUAUGAUCAUUGUCUAUCGCGCUUAGAUGUUACAUUGCGUAUACGGCAAAGGGCUAACUCUCUUAUGUCAAAAGAAAAGGAUUAUUUGUGGCACCUUAGAGACUAACAAAUUUAUUUGAGUAUGCAUCCGAUGAAGCGAGCUGUAGCUCAUGAAAGCUUAUGCUCAAAUAAAUUUGUUCGUCUCUUAAGGUGCCACAAGUCCUCCUUUUCUUUUUGAGGAUACAGACUAACACGGCUGCUACUCGGAACUCUUACGUCAAAAUCAGUGGUGCUGACUCUUCUCCUGGCCCCAGGGGAAAACAUUGUUUUUUUUACUACAACUACAGCAAUCAACAUUCCUCAUGCACAGCAUGACACUGUAGGUCUCAGUGAUGGGCAAUCCCUAAUGGAGAUUGAGGUGAUGGGAAUCUCUUGAAUUCUGUUUUUUCAGGGUUUGCAGAACUUGUUUGAGUUCAGCUACCCUUUUUCUUACUAUCUAAACUAUAAUUUUUUCCCCAAGGGAGAAUCAACUUUUUAACCCUACAUUUUUCUAGCUAAAGGAAAGCCUGCUGCUAUGUAUUAGGGAGAAGAGAACCCCAAAAGCUAGGCUGGCAAAACUGGGUCCUCUGUUUUGGAUCACAGUGCUGUGUGUAUACACUGCCUUAAAUACUCCCCUGUGUUCUUUUCCACUGUUUCACUUGUAAGGAACAAGAACCCAGUAACAGUUGAGUAAGAGUUGAAAUUUUGAGCUGACGAUGUUCAAGGUUGAUCAAAGUCACUCAUACCGAGUUCGAUCACGCUCCAGAGGCUAGUGGGGAGAUAGCACUGAACUAGUCUCUGUGACCAGUUCCAGUAACGGAAAGACUUGGUUUUGAACAGUCUCUGCAAUGCAGAAGUGUGACUCCAGGUCAUCCCAAGGACUGAUAAACUCACUCAACAUGGUAAAUCUUUUUGCUUUCCAUUUACUAAUACGAGCAGCACAGUUAAUAAGAAACUCAUAACAAUGGGUUCCUGUCUAGAUAGAGGGAGAAGCUGAAACUCCCAUCUCUGAAUGCAGAAUGUUAACUGAUUCAGUGGGAGUGCCAUUCACCAAGCAAGGGCCAAAUGUGGCCCUUAAUCUGUGGUCCAGUAAAAGCCUUCACCAUACCUUAUCCAUAAGGCUUACAAACUUUUAUUGCUUUGUUUUUCUUUGCUAAAAAAUUCCAAUGAUUCCAAGUAAAUUUGUCCUUUAAAAAAAAAAAGACGUUUGACAAGCUUCCAAUGUGCUUAACGUUCAUUCGUUUAUCAAAAAACUCAUGACACCCUUUUGAAAGAUAUGCCCAAAACACAGUUGGCACAUAUCUUACAGUUAAGCUGAUUGGUCUGUAUAUUUUAAGAAAAGUAAUUAGGCAUAGAGUCAUUUUCCAAUGCUACAUCACGUUAAUAAGUAACAAACACUAACAUUCCUCAAGGGCAGCCCAAGUCCUAGCUAGUUGCUAUGUUUUGUGUUGCUUCAUGCUCAUAUUUGAUAGAUGCAGUUAGUGAUAUGGACAGGAGUCACAGCCAUCCCUGAGCCUUGGUGAACCAGUGGUCUAUUUAAUCUGUCAAUAGUGCAUGCACAACUGCAGUGUGUUUAUCGGUACUGUGAUUUUGUGUAGUGCACUGCAGAUAACUAGGUUCCCUCAAGAUUUGUUGGGCAUUGUUGUUUAGAAUCAUAUUUGUUGUUUAAAAUGAGACACAGGGCUUACCUGCCAGCUCCUGUGCUAGAGAAAUAUGCUAUCAGGCAACCACUGCAAAGCCAGGCAACUAAAACAUCAAAAUACUUUUGCUUUUAACACUAGCCCAAGGCUUUUAAUUUCACGCUAAAAACUGUUGGCCAUUUUUAGUUUGAACAAAACUGCUAAUAUGAAAUGAUAAUAGCCUGCCACAUGUUACCAUUAAACCACACAAGUAUAGAUUCAUAGUGGAAAGAGGUCCAAACCAGAACAGAAUAUUCAUUCACACCAGAUCUACAACCAAACCUAAAGAAGCAUAUAAUGCUCCUAUCAUCUAUCUGUCUAGAUGCUCAUAUGGCUCCUAUCACAAUAGUACCUGAGCAUCUCAUGAUCAUCAUUGAAUCCUUACAGCACCUCUUUGAAGUGGUAUUGAAACUUUGUGGCUUCAUAGGUAACGUGACCCAGCUUCUUGUACCCCAGGUUGUCUUUCCAAAACUGCAAUGCAACUGACAUGCAAAACCCAAACCAUUUGCCCAUUUCAGAUGAUGUUAGGGGUCUGAUGUCGACCCAUACAGCCCAGGAAUUUUGGAUUAGUAUUGAAACACCAUUCUUAAUCCACCCCCUUUGUACCAUACAUUGGCUUUGUAGCAUUUGCGGCAUAUAAAAUACUUCAUAACUUGAAGAUCUUGACACCAGCUGAAAACAGAGGGUGGAUUCACCCUUGUGCAUAGAGUUAGCACAGGAUCUAUGCAGCACUUUAAAUAAGGCUUAAAUAGAAUUAAAGUAACUUAUAGGCAUUGUGUUGGCUCUCUGCACAGGAGUGAAUUCCACUCAAUGUGAAAGGAUAGGUUAAGAAAUUCUUUAUUUUGAAUUUCCCUGAUUUUGUUGGAUGCCAGACUCUUGACAUUAACUGAACACCUUUAUUUUAUUUUCCUUUAUGGAUGGAGGGAAAAGAAAGAAAUAUUAAGAAGAAGAUGAAGAAAGCCAAGACAAAACUUUGCCAUUCCUCAUACUUUGGGGAAUUGAUGCAUCUUGAAAUUCAGUAUUUUUAAAUGGAGUCAUUCAAAUGUUGCCAGGAUUCUGGAAUCCUCUUACACUUGUAGGCCCCAACUCUGCAAGCUGCUCAGUAUGGAUGGACACCUACGUCCAUGAAUAGUUCCACUGACUUCAGUGAAGCUUCACACUACGAGGCCAGGGUUCACACAUGCAGAACAACUUUCAGUAUCAAGGUACAUUACAGGACACAGGCUUACAAGUAUUCACAAGAGGAAGUAUUCUGCUCUGUAGAAUUUACAGUGCAGUAUGUGCCCUCACAUCAUUCUUCGUGCAUAUUCACAGCAGUUGGUGUCUUUUGUGAAUGUCUGUUAAUUAGACUUUUCUUUCACAUGCUAUGAAGCCACAGCAGGGGUGAUGUUUAACACCUGGUCUCUGCACAUAAACAGUCACCACUCUUUAAUUCUUAAUACCCUGGCGGUUUUACUUUUACUUUGAAUAUCCAAAGCAAAUCAUGGCGUAAUCAUUUGCAAAUAUACGGUACUGUAAGCAGUGAUGCUGUUUUUAGUGAUAGUAGUUCCUGAAAUAUGUGAACUGUUUUUGUGGCUUUUAUUUUUAAAAGAUGGUAAGAAAAGAGGAAAAAAUCUCUUCCAGACUCAGAUUUUAUAUUUCAUGAUUCAACCUGGAUGGAAGAUUUAUGGUGGAUAUUCCUAAACAGGUGCCAGUACGAGAAUUCAACAUCACUUCUUACCAUGUCCGUAUAUAUUUUUAAAUAACGGGAUAUUUUCAUAUAUGUUUUGUUGUAUAGAUGCAGGAUUGGACUUACAUUUUAGCAUAGAAAAUUAUGCAUUGUAAAAAACCCAUGAAAAUAAGAUUUCAUAAUCUAAGCACUUCAUUAUUAAAAUAAUGUGUACCAAAAAAGCCACCCAUUGCUAUCCAGGAGAUCCCAGGCCUUUGGCUCAGCUUCUGGGCUUGUACUCCCCAAACCAGCUGAUGCUGAGAGUGCUCAAGGGCAGCACACUUAAGGUAUGUCUACCUACACUGCAGCUGGGAGCAAACCUCCUAGCCCUGCAUACAGACUCAUGCUAGUGGGUUCAAGCUAAGCUGUGGACGUUAAAAUGUUGCUGGACGUGUGGAGUCCAGCAACAUUUUAGCUUAAGCCAGGUCUACACUAAAAACUUUUGCCCAUACAAUAGUGUUGAUUAGGGGUGUGAUUUUUUUUUAAUGACCUUUUUAUACCAGCAAAAGCCCCAGUGUAGAUGCUGGUAAACCAGAAAAAGCGUAUUUUUUGCCGGUGGACGCUGUGCCUACGCUAGGAGAGUGUGUUAGUUUAUCUAUACAGUCAUAGCUAUGCCAGCAAACCUUCUCUCGUGUCGACUCAACCUCAGAAGCAAGGCGGCCAGGGAAGCAAGAUGAAAUGUCAGAGCAAUUAGAAAUGUGCGGGAUUCAUAAGCUAUAACAGGAAUUCGGAUAAGCUCCUGGGACUUAUCCCAGAAGCGUUGCUGGGGAAUGGCCCCAGCGAUGGUGGUGAGAGUUUUGGUGGGGACUGGCACCGGAGAAGGAUCAAUAUAUCUGUACAUUUCCUUUGUCAUAGUAGAAUCCAGGCAUAUUUUUAAAAUUAACUUCACGUUUUAGAACCCGAGCUUACAGCCAUUCUGGCCCAUUGCCUUCAGUGGCAGUUUUGCUUAAGUGAAGACUGCACAACUUGCCCUCUUUGAUACUAUUUUAAUGUGUUCUUCUACUCAAAUUAUGUGAUUAUCUGCCUUAAAAGGAGACCUACAUUUUUACAGGUGUUUGUACAGUUACUACACUGUGCGUUUUAUUUAAAAGUCAAGCCGAGGCAGUUUUGGGACAAAUGAAAAAAAGUUGGUAUGACCCUUUACAGUGUAAAGUUUACACGACUGCUUUUAUUUUAUUUUUGGAUUUUUUUCCACAACUUAGGGCCAGCUCCUCUGUUGGUGUGAAUUAACAUAGCUCUAUUGACCUCAGUGAAGUUCCACCAUUUCAAAAUCAGCAGAGAAUUUGGCCCAGAGUGCCUCCUGACCUCUGAUAUGAGCAAAGCAAGAGCCUGCACAGUGCCAUCUUAGAUGUGCAAUAGGAUGAGGCCGGGCAUCUGCCAUACUAGCCGCAGGGCUCUUCUCACCCAUGCUGAGCCCCACCAAAAUCCAGACCCUUGCCGAAUCAGGGUGUUAGUUGGGAGUGUUCCUCCAUUGCAGAGAAUGUAAAACUAGUGUGUAAAUUAGAUAUAAUUAGGCCCACAGACUGUAAAUCUAAAACUGAAUGCAACAGUACUUUUUUUUUUUUUGGCCUUCUUUUCUUUUUUUCUUUUCAAGCACUUGUGACCCGUUCAUUUUUAACCUACCAGUGCAGUUUCAUAAAAUAACAUAGAUAUUGUGAGUAAGUCGUAUUUAUCUGGCUCUAUCCUGAUAUCCAGGAAGUGAGAGUGUUUUUAAAUUCACGGGUCAAGAAAUGUACAAGUUUCCGCUAACUAAACUAAUUGAUAAAACUAGAGCUUCCAAAAUAUUUGUACUUCAGAUGUACAAGGGUUGACAUGAUUCCAACUUGCUGUACUUCUCCGCUUUAGAUGGAUAAAAUUGUGAACAGAGUGAAUGCUCCUUCUGUGAAGGGUUUUGAAUUGACAGUUUUGUGUCCCUGUUUCUGCUAAUGGCUGCUUCCUUCCCUAUCUAUUAUUGUAUUUGGUAAACAGAUAUGUAUUAAGUGACUAAAAUAUAACUAAAUAUAACGUAUCAGAAACGUU